Molecule: messenger RNA, 947 nt
Organism: Cicer arietinum (chickpea)
Lineage: Eukaryota; Viridiplantae; Streptophyta; Magnoliopsida; Fabales; Fabaceae
Product: probable WRKY transcription factor 59
Biological process (GO): regulation of DNA-templated transcription
Molecular function (GO): DNA-binding transcription factor activity; sequence-specific DNA binding
Source: RefSeq, a predicted model, not a curated record
CAUAUAUAUUCUUUAAAUAUGUUAUAUAUAUAUCAAGUGGAGCACGAUUAAGUUCUACUAAUAGUAGCUAAUUAACACUCUAACAAAACAAAAAAAAAGACCCAAGUGUUAUCUUAUUUUGCUAUGGACAUGAUGGAUUUUGGAAACCCUAAUCCUAACCCUUCCUAUCAAAGUUUUUCUGCUCCUCUUCCCUCUUCUGAUUUCAUUUUAUCUGAUUAUCUGGUGCUUGAUGAUGUUGUUGAUCAUCAUCAAGAGUCUUGGUCACAAAGUACAGAAACUGAAUCAUCAGAAAAAGCAGCUUCCAUUGAUGUCAUUCAAGGUUUUAGUGAUGAAACCUCUAUGAACAACAGUAACAUGAUAUUAAAAAGGUGCAAAAGAGAGAUAAAGGAAAAUAAUAGUAAUAAAGUAGAAGAAGUGAAGGAAAGGGUAACGUUUAGAACAAGAUCACAGGUUGAGAUUAUGGAUGAUGGAUAUAAGUGGAGGAAGUACGGAAAGAAAUCAGUCAAGAAUAGUCCUUAUCAAAGGAACUACUACAAGUGUUCAAGUGAAGGAUGCAGUGUGAAGAAAAGGGUGGAAAGGGAUAGCAAAGAUUCAAGCUAUGUGUUAACAUCUUAUGAUGGUGUUCACAAUCAUGAGAGUCCUUCCACUUCUUACUACACUACCCCUCCAGUCUCAACCUUGCUCUAUUCCAAUGAAUGGAUACUAAACCAUGCUUCUACAAACUCAUCUUCUUACUAAUUUAUUAUAUAUGCUUUCAUUCUCUCAUGUUACUCUGUCUUAAAUAUAAAUAUAAAUAAAUUAAAAAAAUUGAUAUAUUUAUUUCAAAUUUUAAAUCACGUACAUCAAUUUUUUUUGAGUUAUUGUACGGAGAAAGUAUAUAUGUAUAUACAUGGCUACUCCUCUUAAUAAAAGGAAGGCUGGGAAUUAAUUAAGGUCUUUUUAUCUAA